ACAAGAGAAAGAAAAGAAAAUGGCGGAUUCAUUACCAUCUUCUUCUUCAAAACUUGUGUAUUUUGUAGUAAUUCCAUUGAUUUUGGCGUCUGCGCUUGUGCUUAUACUCAACCAGAAGCCUUCCACAACUUAUUCAUGGCCUGAUUCUGGUGCUCCUCCUCCUGUUUCAGCCAAGGAUAGGGAGCUGACUUCGUGGGCGCCGCCGCCACCCACCGCCGCUGCGACGAUGGAGGAUCAGAUUGUGGAGAAAAAUUACAGUGAUUUAGAGAGGGCUGAGGCUAGUCUAGCAAGAGCUCGAGCAAGAAUUCAAGAAGCUCAGCGCAGCAAUCAGACAUCAUAUGACCCUGAUUACGUCCCUAGUGGUCCAAUGUAUAGGAACCCCAAUGCCUUCCACAGGAGCUACUUGGAAAUGGAGAAACUGUUUAGGAUCUACGUCUACGAGGACGGAGACCCGCCUCUUUUCCAUUACAGUAAAAGCCUGGGGAUUCUUGGGAUCGAGGGGAUUCUCAUUCAUCAUAUUGAGAUCAGCAAUUUCCGGACCAGAGAUCCUGGAAAGGCCCAUGUUUUCUUCGUCCCAAUAAGUGCACAGUCGAUAGCCAAUUACGCAUACGUGAUCCAUAAUCGUGCGUGGAGCCCCUUGCAGAACAUAGCCAGAGACUAUGUCAAUCUUAUUUCCACCAAGUAUCCUUACUGGAAUCGAACCCUUGGACAUGAUCAUUUCAUGCUUGCUUGUCAUGAUUGGGCUCCGAAGAUCUCCAAAGGCGUUCCUCUCUUAUUCAAGAACUCGAUUAGAGUCCUGUGCAACGCAAACACCUCAGAAGGUUUCAAGCCCUCUGUGGAUGUGUCGAUGCCAGAGAUAUAUCUUCCCGGUGGAAAGAUGGACGGCUUGAUUGGCGGGCCGCCUCCAUCCACUCGUUCUGUCUUAGUAUUCUACUCAGGAGGUGUUCAUGGAUACAUUAGACAAAUCCUCAUGGACCAAUGGAAGGACAAAGAUCCAGAAGUCCAAAUCCAUGAGUACCUUCCAAGGAACAUGUCGUACUACGGCAUGUUCAGGAAGAGUAAAUAUUGCAUUUGUCCUAGCGGCUGGGAGGUAGCUAGCCCGAGAACGGUCGAAGCCCUUUACACAGGAUGCGUCCCAGUUCUGCUCAAGGACCAUUAUGCUAAGCCAUUCGAUGAUGUUUUGGAUUGGAGUAAGUUCUCAGUUGACAUUCGGGUGAGUCAAAUUCCCGAGUUGAAGAAUGUCUUGAAGGCUAUACCGGAAGAACGGUACAUAGAGAUGCAGAGGAUAGGUGUUGAAGUAAGGAGGCAUUUUGAGGUUAAUUUCCCUCCUAAAAGGUAUGAUGUCUUCCACAUGAUACUACAUUCUAUUUGGCUCAGACGAAUGAAUGUUCAGCUCCAUGAUACCUACGAAAACUAACACUGACAUUAUAGUUAAGGAUGUUGAGGCCAAUUCCCACUGAUUAUACUGUAAAUUAAUACAUAUGUUGAGAGUUAUUACAUUCAAGCAUAGUUCAUACAAUUUGUGAGAUGGGUUUCCUUAAUCAUACGAUGGAUGUACCGUAUGUUACGA
Molecule: messenger RNA, 1570 nt
Organism: Sesamum indicum (sesame)
Lineage: Eukaryota; Viridiplantae; Streptophyta; Magnoliopsida; Lamiales; Pedaliaceae
Product: putative glycosyltransferase At5g03795
Molecular function (GO): glycosyltransferase activity
Source: RefSeq, a predicted model, not a curated record